AUGGACAACAUAGAUGCCAUGUUCAGUCACCUGCUUGUAGAGAUGGAUGAUCUCUCUCAGAGUUUAUCGUCUGCGGCGGGCCCACCUGCUUCACGCAGAGAGAGCACCUUCUCCAUUGGCUUAAUGGUGAGUGUUCGUUCAGAUGAUGACGCUGUCAUGCAGAGGGAGACGAGCAAGAUCAGCAAGUCUCUUAAUGAACUGGAGGGCCAUGACCUGGGUGCCCUGGCGGCUGACCUCGGAUCAAAAUUAACCCCACAGGAUCUCUCCACUUAUCAACAAAACUGCAGCCUCAACGAUUAUCCAACUGCACCACCUGGCAUGACUCAGGGAUCUGAGGCAGCAGCUAAACUUCCUCUAACACCAAACACUGCUGAAUUAGCUGGAGCGCUGCAGAGGAGUAAACUCCAGACAAAGGCAGACAAAAUUAAAUUGGCUCUGAAGAAGAUGAAAGAAGCCAAAGUGAGGAAGUUGAUCGUAAAGGUGAUGAUGAGGGACAGCAGCCCCAAGACUCUGAUGGUAGAUUAAAGACAAACGGUGCGGGAGGUUUUGGACAAGCUGUUUGCAGACUGUGACUGCAGCGUCGACUGGGGUCUGUGUGAGACCAAUCCUGAGCUGCAGAUUGAAAGAGGCCAUGAGGACCAUGAAAGUUCAGUGGAGCUGCUGUCUGCAUGGACUCGCCACACUGAAAACAAAAUCUAUUUCGUGUCAAGACCUCAGAAGUAUUUAAUGUUCACAGACCCUAGGUUAUUUUACGUGCGGAAGAAGAAGACAGUUUUGAGUGGGAUUAAAGAGAAUGCCAAACAACUCUUAAUCAAGGAGCGUUUUGGGGGUUCUACUCUGAUUGUGCCUGAUCUUGAGGGCACACUGUUCCUAAAGGAAGAUGGGAACAAGGUAUGGAAACCUCGCUACGUCGUGCUCAGGGCCUCGGGCAUCUACUGUGUACCCAAAGGAAAGACAAAGUCUUCCCGUGAUCUUGCCUGUUUUGUCCGUUUCGAAAAAGUCAACAUCUACACUCUUAUUCCAAGCAGGUAUCCAUGGUGCUCUCAAACGUUGACCUGGCCACAGUGCAGUAACAGCUUGGUACAGUGUGCCCUCUGCUGGCUCUUGCGUCAUCCCUGCAUCCAGAAAGAGUCUCAAUACAUCAAGUUCCUGUGUUGUGACGACGAACACACACUGUCGCUAUGGGUGAACUCCAUCAGAGUAGCCAAGUAUGGGACUGCUCUGUACGAGAACUACCAGGCUGCAGUGAAGACCAUGUCCACUCUGCACACCCCCCACUCUACUGAACCCAAAGUCUACACACUUAGAACGGGGCUCACAGAUCCAAAAGCCACACCACUGUGA
Molecule: messenger RNA, 1344 nt
Organism: Xiphias gladius (swordfish)
Lineage: Eukaryota; Metazoa; Chordata; Actinopteri; Istiophoriformes; Xiphiidae
Product: amyloid beta A4 precursor protein-binding family B member 1-interacting protein-like
Exons: 13
Biological process (GO): signal transduction
Cellular component (GO): cytosol; plasma membrane
Source: RefSeq, a predicted model, not a curated record